Messenger RNA from Eimeria tenella, 1326 nucleotides. RefSeq lists its product as uncharacterized. The transcript is spliced from 7 exons. Gene Ontology annotation, biological process: intracellular calcium ion homeostasis; calcium ion transmembrane transport. Gene Ontology annotation, molecular function: calcium channel activity. The annotation marks the transcript as partial. The record is from RefSeq and is a predicted model, not a curated record. Lineage: Eukaryota; Apicomplexa; Conoidasida; Eucoccidiorida; Eimeriidae.
AUGCCGUGGCAACAGAUGGCAGCAGAUGUGCUGCUGUUUGCUGCUGCUGCAGCAGCCGGUAAAAGCCUCGAAUUGCUGCUGCUGCUCCUGGGGGAACCUGCAGCAGCAGCAGCACUGCGCCUGCCGGAGACAGUUGAUUUGCUGCAGGCGCUGCUGCUGCUGCACGGCUCAGCCAUUGGAAGUGCUGCUGCUGCUGCUGCUGCUGCUGCUGCGCGCACGGUGAGUGCGGAGCUGCUGCGGCGUCACCGCGGUUUGCUGCAGCAGCAGCUGCGGCAGGCUGUGGGUGCAGCAGCAGCAGCUGCUGCUGCUUCUGCUGCAUGGCCUGAAGAUGCUGCUGCUGCGCUGCUGUCUCCCCCGGAAUUGGUUCUUUGGAUGACAGCAGCAGCAAAAUAUAAUAUCGUUGAAGAAGAGCUGUGGAGGUUGUGCGCGUCGCAUAUGCUGCUAUAUUUACAGCAGCAGCGGCAGCAGCAGCAGCAGCAGCAGCAGCAGGGAUUGUCCCCGCUGCAUUUUGCUGCAGCAGCAUAUGCAUGCGCUGCAGCGGCUCCAGGCUUUGAGAAGCCGCAGCUGCUGCUGCAGCAGAUUGCUGUGGCAGCAAGAAAGCAGCUGGAUAAGUUUUCAGUGCCAGAGAUGAGUCAGCUGGUGGGGUCCCUCACAAAGGGAGGCGUUGACUGCAGGGUGCUGCUGUCUCGCUGCUCUGUGCUGCUGCGCCGAGCAGCAGCAGAAGAAGAUUUGCUGCAGCAGCAGCAAGUCACAGGCCGCCAUUUGGUUAAUUUGAUUACUGCGUUUAGCCGCGAAGGUGUAAAAGAUGAAAAAGUAUUUUCUCUUGUUGCAGCGCUGCUGCUGAGGUGUACAGACACCUCAAACAGGGCAGCACAGCAGAAGCUGCUGCUGCACUUGCUGCAGCCGCAUGAUGCUGCUGCGCUGCUGCGGGCAUUUGGAAAGGCAAAAAUGCUGCAUAGAGGGCUCAUGCAGUUAGCCUUCUCCGCCCCCUCCCUGCAGCAAGCGCUGCUGCAGCAGCUCUGCUGCACAGGCACUCCACAGCAGCAGCAGCAGCAGCAGCAAGAGCAUCGGACAGAACAGCAGCCGGAACAGCAGCAGCAGCAGCACCAAGAGCAGCAGCAAGAGCAGCAGCAAGAGCAGCAGCGAAAGCAGCAGCAAGAGUCGCAGCAGCAGCAACAAGAACAGCAGCAGCAGCAGCAGCAGCUGCAGCUGCAGCAGCAACUUGGCGUUUCUGAGUGUAUGAUAAUUGCUGAGGCCGUUUCGAACUUCUCUUUGGUUUUGCCUCCUCCGCUGUACAGACACCUGAAGCAAACGCUUCCGCCUGAG